ACAACGACAACAACGACGACGCCAAAGUAAUCUUGAAAAUCCGGCGGCUUUCGUGCGGUUGCUGAGCUCGAGCUCGAGCUUGCGAAUCCAGUUUCUUCUUCACUCGCACGGCAGACGAACAGCAAAACGGCCACGGAAAAAACGGCGAACGGCAAACUGAAAUUCAUUUGUGUUUUUGGCUCAGUUAUCGCAAGUUACGGACGGGCUAAGCAUUUUCUGUCGGCCAGACCAUGGAACUAGCUUUAAGCAAAACUUCUCUGCCAGGUAACGCUAAUCAUCUGGAUCCGUCGUCCUGUGCCGAUUGCUGCACCGAUUGUGUGGGUUAUAGUUCGAGUGCUUGCUGCACAGCCGCCUGUUGCGGUCCCAACACGUGUUGUGAUGUGAAUUGUGAACUUAUGAGAUCAUCGCCGAUUUUGGAAACCAGAUAUGAGUAUCAUGAGCCAGAGGAUAAUUUUGUGUCCAUAGAUGAUGAUAAGAUUAAAAGUUUAUUGCUGAAAAUUGGACAGCAGCAACAAGAAGAGGAUCGUCUGCGUCAACAGCAACAUCAGCAGAUUAUAGAAUUAAUAGAUGAUGACGAGAGAAACGAUGGAGAUGAGCAAUUUGUGGCGGCCUAUGAAGAUGACGGCAAUAACUUGGAACUGCGGCGUGAAGAAUCGCCCGUGCUUAGAAUAAGCACAGCUCGCAGUUUGCGAAUGUCGAAUACGAUGCCCACAAAGCGUCAAUCGCCAGAUAUUCAGCUUAUACCCAGAGUAUCUCAACUCACACCCGCUCCCGAGCGUCGCAUUGUGGCUGAGAUCGAACUGCUAGAUAGCGAUAGUGAGCAAGAAGACGAUCUUGAAGCGAAUCAACUGCAGGAUGACGGAGAAACGGAUGAUGAUGAAGAGCUGCCGCUAGCGGCAGCGGCUGCUCUCAGCUGUGAGCUACAGUUGCCCGAUGGCGAGUCGGAGGAUAAGAAUGAGGGGCAAGUUAUAGUCCUCCACUCCGAUGAUGAACAGGACAUCAGGCCUGCUGUGACAGGAGCUACAAUGGUGCAAUCAACCCGAAGCUAUGUGAAACGACGUGGUCGUCAUCUAUACGAGUGUCUAGCCUGUGGCAAGAAAGUUCAAUCCAACUACAAUCUGCGUCGUCACAUGAUGAUACAUACAGGUGAACGCCCUUUUGCUUGUGACUUGUGCGAGCGACGAUUCCGUGAGUUCAGCGACCUGAAGAAGCAUCGAAGACGACACGCCAAUGAGCCGCAUUUCUUAUGCAUGAUAUGUCGCGUGCAGACGCCCACGGAACAGGAUUCUACACGAUGUGCGCAGUGCGAGGGCAAAAAUUUGUUACUCAAACCGCAAGUCAAUGUUCCAGGCAGCAGUGGCAGCAGCGAUCAUGUGGGCGAGGCGGGGGCGGAGGAGUACGAAGAUGAUCGUGAUGAUGAAGUCACAGUUGUUGCAGCAACGCCCACGCCCGUAACUCGACAACCAGCAGCAGCAGCAGCCUCGCCAGUACCAGUAAUCACAAUCACGGCUCUGCCAGCGCCGACGGAGCAACCACCGACCUUGCUUGCAAUUCCCACUUUGUUGCCUCUGCCACCGCGCAGCUGCAGCAGCAACUCCUCGUCGGCCAGCAAUGAGGCACUGCCGCCCCCUUUGUCGUCGGCUGCUUCGCAACGUCCACGCCAACGCAGUCGCAAGGCCUAUCCUUGUCCACUCUGUCAGCGUCCCUUCGGCACGCGCCACAAUCUGAAGCGUCACUUCAUGAUACACACCGGCGAGAAGCCCUUCAGCUGUAACAAGUGCCGCAAACCCUUCCGGGAAUGCUCCACUUUAAAGAAGCAUAUGGUGACGCAUGUGCGAGAGCGUUGGUAUAAGUGCCUGCGAUGUCCGCAAAAGUUUCAGGACUAUCUGGACUAUACGGCGCACAAAAGCACGCAUUUGUCCGAACAGAUGGCGACCAGCGUACAUAAGGAACUGUUAGAUAGUGGAGAGGACUCGUUCGAUGGCUGUGAUAUGGACUCCGUGGAGACCUGGCUCGAGUGCUGCGAAUGCAAUCGUCGCUUCACAGAACUGGACUCCUAUACGGAUCACUUGAAGCAACACAAUAAGGAGUUGUACGGCAUGACUAUGGAUGACGAUGAGGAGGAUCAGGAUGUAGAUGUGGCGUAAAAGCAAACAUUUUACUUAUUAAA
Messenger RNA from Scaptodrosophila lebanonensis, 2170 nucleotides. RefSeq names its product zinc finger protein Xfin. NCBI's taxonomy places the organism in Eukaryota, Metazoa, Arthropoda, Insecta, Diptera, Drosophilidae. Gene Ontology annotation, molecular function: RNA polymerase II cis-regulatory region sequence-specific DNA binding; DNA-binding transcription factor activity, RNA polymerase II-specific. The transcript is spliced from 4 exons. The coding region runs from base 231 to 2147 and encodes 638 amino acids. The record is from RefSeq and is a predicted model, not a curated record. Gene Ontology annotation, biological process: regulation of DNA-templated transcription.